AAUGAACCCUCCACUUGGCUUCCAUGCGCUUUGGCCCCUCUGUCUAAGACAGAGUGACAGUGCCAUGGACUGAAUGGAACAGCGCGAAUCUGACCUUGCGAUCGUGUGCCGCUUGGCCCACGAGCACUUGAGCGAGGGAGCCAAAGGGAACGACGUUCUGAGGCGAUUGCCACGAGACUUUCGGAGUGGGGUUGACGAAAUUGUCAAGGACAUCCACACCAGCAUAGAAGUGCCGCCCUUGUUCGCAAACAGUGGUGGAACUCUGUCCUUCAUUUUCCGAAAGCUUGUGGGCUACCAGACGCAGCAAAACCAUCACCAACCUCCGGGUCGCCUACAGCGUUUCACAAGCUUCAGUGCUCGAGAAGCGAACACCUGUGACAACUUUCAUGCAAAGCGGGUUGUGUGUGAGCUGCUGAAGACCUGGGCUUGCUGCAGUCCGGGAGCUGCCAACGAUGACAGUAUCAAUCCUGAGGAGAUUGAUCCAUAUUUGAGUUUCCUGCGUCAUCUUAUGUACUACCACGACAGAUGGUCAGCCAAAUUGUGGGGCUCUGAUGCCUUUAUGGAAAUUAUGAUCCAGACCAUCCGAAAAUUGGAAAGCUUGAAGCGAGAUACAGCAGAUGCCAGGCAAAAAUACCUGCGGGUUUUGGAACAUAUUUACGAAGCAUCCAAUGAGCUUCUUGACCAUGCGUUGCGGGUGACUAUGCUGGUCGUCAGUGACCAGCAUGCAGAGUUUGAGCAGCUCGUGACGAAAGAAGGUCCGAUGACCUUGAAGCUUCUCAGUCAACGUGCAAGCGACAUACGGAACAACUCACAGUUCUGGUCCUCAGAUUUGGGCCAGGUUCUGCACUCAGCAUUGGUACGGGCAGAUCCACAACGCUUUAAACCCACUGGGACUGGAGACAUUGAAAAUGCUACGGCUGCUCGUGUUUGGAAUCUGUGGACAGACGAGCUUCGCACUGUCAAAAGGUACGAAUACUCAAGCGUGGAAGAAGCACGACUUGUCUUUGAGCAGUGCAGGUGCUGCACAGUCCUAGUCGGUCCAGAAGGCAAAAUGCAGGAGAAGAGUCUUGCAGCUGCUACCAGCCAGAUGCUCUCCAAGGUCUUGCAAGAGGACAGCACUCUUCGCGAACUCAAUCGCAGAGUCGAGCAAUCUCUAGGCUUGCAACGUGCAGCUCUGGGGCUGCCAUUCCAUGAAAAGGUCACUGCAAUUGAAGACUUUUUUGAACAAACUGAUUCGGCCAACGGAUCCGCAGAUGUGUCCGAAGCACCCAACUACUGGCACGAUGCAGUCAGCAAGGUGCGGGAUGCAUGGAUGGCAGGUCAAACUGAUGCAUCUGGUGUGGCUGAGCUUUUCCGUGGUGGCAAAAAGGUGAAGUGGAUCGAAGGUGUCUUUGAGAAAGAGUCGAAAUGCAGUGACUUCCCGACGAUCAUUCUGGACUUGAGCAAGACAUUUGCAGACUUGCUAUGCUGCCACAAGGAGGUAAUGUCAGCAGUCCGUGGCAUGAUCGGUGAAGGUGGCAGCAAAGAAGCGUUGGCGGCCAUCUAUGCUUUGCGACAGAGAAAUACAAUUACUGGGCAGUUGGAUGGGUGCAUGCAAAGAUUUAUGGCUAGUGCAAACCUUCUACACGGCUUUUACGAGCACAUGUUCUUUGAGAGCUUAGAAGGAAAUAAGAAGAUCAAAGGUCAGACUGCUCCUAUGCAGCGAUUGUACUUUGAAAGCAUUCGAUCUUGUGGCAAGAUUCGAGACGACAUUCUGACACAGUGGCACAAGCUGGGCCUUCAGGUCACUGAUGACAAUUUGGCAGAGGAGGCCAAGCGCAUUGAUAUGACCGAAAAGGCUGCAUUUUGCCAGCUCAUGGGUAUGCCAUCUCCAACUCUUGCUCUCACAGGUGGGUCUGCUGCCAAAGCGCAGCUUCAGCUGCCCGAUGCCGAAAAGGUUCAAAUGUCACAAUCUCCUCGCAGUGAUGCUGGAUCACCUGUCGAAUUGGCACCAGCACCGCUAGUUGAGGAGCUGAAGUCAAAGGACAAGGCCAAUGAGAGCAGCGAAUCUGGAGAUGACUUGGCAGAAGUCUUUCGAUAGCCGAAGCAGUUGAUCAAUGUGGUGCUCCCCACGCUCCCCACCAUGUUCAAGGAUGAUCAAAAUGUCGCCAAUGCCGAAGAUGAAGACGAGAAAGAUCGGACAGAAAAGGAGUUUAAACUGAACUGCAUCUCAUCCAUCCUGAUAGGCAAUGUAGCACAUGCGAGAAUCAUC
Molecule: messenger RNA, 2251 nt
Organism: Durusdinium trenchii
Lineage: Eukaryota; Dinophyceae; Suessiales; Symbiodiniaceae
Source: the annotation of a GenBank genome assembly